This is a messenger RNA of Phytophthora nicotianae INRA-310, 237 nucleotides long. RefSeq lists its product as hypothetical. The record is from RefSeq and is a predicted model, not a curated record. Gene Ontology annotation, molecular function: nucleic acid binding. Lineage: Eukaryota; Oomycota; Peronosporomycetes; Peronosporales; Peronosporaceae. Bases 1 to 237 code for a protein of 78 amino acids. The transcript is spliced from 2 exons.
AUGGCCUACUUACAUCUUGGUGAGAGCUACGAUGCAGCCAAGUAUGCCCUCGUCUUGAAGGAUGAAUUAACACAUUGUAGUGAGUUGGUGGUUACUGCAUCGGCGGACAGCAAAACGACAGUGACGGCUAUCUUUGACUGGAAUAAGUGCUUUGGUACCCCCCACGCGUUGGUUUCGGACAGUGGCUCUCACGUCAAGAGCCGAGUGAUGGUGUACGCCACAUCUUCGUCCCUGUAA